AUGGUGGAUACGGCCCCUGCAGCGUUCAGUCUUUACGCAGCAAUACCAACCCUCGUGGUCAUGGGGAAUUGUGACAACUACGGUGAAAUACAUUGGACUUCUCAGAAGACAGGAAGGCGGGAAUAUCCGCAGAUACAUGCACCUGUCGUCCAGAUCCAACGUGCUUCGGCUACAUUAAUAUCGGCGUACAGAAUCGACACUGGGACCUCGUUCUCUACUCCACUCGUAGCCGGCGUUGUAGCGUGGCUCAUGGCGGUUGGAGAAAUGGCAAUGGGACCCGACCUCGUGUACAAUUUCCUGGCUACGACAGCUGGGUGGAGACGAUCGAAUGGUGGCGAACACAUGGUUUGGGACAUGGUUCCUUGGAAUCUGGAUCCACCAGUCUGGAACUUUCUCAAUGCCAGCCUUUCCAGAUCCAUGACCAAUAUGUCGAGAGUGGCGGGAGGAAUUUCUGCCGAUCUUAAGUGA
Messenger RNA from Letharia columbiana, 468 nucleotides. RefSeq lists its product as uncharacterized. The coding region runs from base 1 to 468 and encodes 155 amino acids. Lineage: Eukaryota; Fungi; Ascomycota; Lecanoromycetes; Lecanorales; Parmeliaceae. Gene Ontology annotation, molecular function: serine-type endopeptidase activity. The record is from RefSeq and is a predicted model, not a curated record. Gene Ontology annotation, biological process: proteolysis. The transcript has 2 exons.